AUGAACCCAAAAGCUGUACAAGCUUAUGUUUUGGACGAAUCGGGUCUCAACGCAAAGACUCAUCCACAAAGCAAUAUAUCAACCCAUAAUCGCGUCGACUUUAUCACUCAUGUUGGGUUUCUGCGAUUACUGACUAGAGAUGGACUUUCUGGACUCUAUAGACGAUGUUCAUUAGAGUUCUCCUACAAAAUUCAAGUUCUUGGAAUUGGGCAGGAAUGGGCCGAGCAUACUGAUAUCAUGAAAUUCUGGGAGUUGCCAUUGAUAGCGUCGAUGAACAGGGCCAUAGCAGGUCCACUCCUCGAAGCCAUAAAUCCCGAUUUCACUGAAGAUUUUCUCGAGUUCCUUCCAUAUGCUUACCAACUUGUGAAAUCUUUCCCUCCUUGGUUGAUCCCUAGGGCUUAUAGUAUUCGCAAAAAGCUUGUUGCCACCGUGAAAUCAUGGCACAGUAUCGCAAGAUCUCAGUUCGAAGAUCAUUAUGUUGAUGCUGAUGGUGAUGCUGAUCCAUGGCGGGGCUCACGAUGCAUACGAGAGCGGCAGGAUUACCUAUCCAAGGUAGACGAUUGGGACUACGAUUCAAUGGCUGUAUCGGAUUUUGGUCUCUUAUGGGGCGCAAGCAUCAAUGUGCACAAGGCAGCAGUAUGGGCUGUCAUAGAAAUAUUCAAAGAUCCAGCUUUGCUUUCCCGUGUUCGGAAAGAACUACAAGGAGCUUCUUUUGAUCCUGAAUCUCUUGCAUCACCCCAUUUUAUUCAUAAACUAAUUCAGAUUCCGCUAUUACAAUCGAUUUAUGCAGAAUGGAUUUUUCCUAAAAAGACUCCUAUUCUGGUACCUUGUGGCCCGGCACAUCAUGAUGCCAAAGUGUGGAACACGAGAAAUGGCGAGUUCCCACUGGAUACUUUCUGGGCGGAUCGGUUCUUACUAUACCCAGAGGACGCUGUGAGCGGACCUAUGAUCACAACCCCGUCAUCUAAUGGCGUUUCACAAUUCAUGUCAUCUUCCCAUCAAAAGAAUUCCUCGAAGCCCAUCUACUGCGAGUCCGUUAUGCGGAGUUCUUUCAUCGGGUACGGCGUAGGAGAGAGAACUUGUCCGGGACGUAUCUUGGCUAAACGUGAGAUCAUCGCAGUUUUUGCAAGAAUUGUGCAACAAUAUGACAUUGAGCUGUUGACAGAAGAAAAGCAUUUCAAACAUAGUAUGGCAUUUUAUAGAUUUGGUACUCAAGCCCCAAAGAACAAGAUACCUCUUAGAAUUAAGAGAAGAGGACGUUAA
Molecule: messenger RNA, 1263 nt
Organism: Botrytis fragariae
Lineage: Eukaryota; Fungi; Ascomycota; Leotiomycetes; Helotiales; Sclerotiniaceae
Product: putative nacht and ankyrin domain protein
Exons: 3
Coding region: 1-1263 (420 amino acids)
Molecular function (GO): heme binding; steroid hydroxylase activity; oxidoreductase activity, acting on paired donors, with incorporation or reduction of molecular oxygen
Source: RefSeq, a predicted model, not a curated record